CGGCGGGGCGGCGGGGAGGCCGGGGCGGCGGGGCGGCGGCCGGGGCCGGGCGGGCCGGGUGGACCGUGCGGGCUGCGGGCACCCGCGCCAUGGGCUUCGAGCUGGAGCGUUUCGACGGCGCGGUAGACCCAGCACUGCAGUGCGCGUUGUGCCGCCGCGUGUUGGACGACCCGCUGGCCGCGCCCUGCGGCCACGUCUUCUGCGCCGGCUGCGUGUUGCCCCGCGCCCGCGAGGGCCGCUGCCCGCGCUGUGGCCGCCGCCUGGCGCCCCGCGAGCUGCUCCGCGUGCCGCCGCUCCAGCGUCUGGUGCUGCAGCUGCCCGCCCGCUGCGCCCACUCGGCCCGCGGCUGCGCCCGGGUGCUCCCGCUGCGCCAGCUGCCCGCUCACCUGGAGCGCUGCGGCUUCGCGCCCGGCGGCGGCGCUGGGGACCCGGACCCCGACGCCCAUGGCCCCGACGGCGGCGCGCCGGCCCUGAGGGCGCUCAACGCGGAGCUGCAGGCCCGCCUGGGGGCGCUGCACCGGGCGCUGCGGAGGGAGGCCCUGCGCGCCGGGCGGCGGGAGAAGGCGCUGGGCGCACAGCUGGCGGCCGCCCGCCUGGAGCUGCAGGUGACGGCGCUGCGCUACCGGGGCCGCUGCGCUCAGUACCGCGCGCGCCUUGAUGCGAUCAGCCGCUGCCUGGCCGCCCCCCCCGCCCAGGGCGAGGACACCCAGAGCCUCACGCUGGUCCUGCACCGCCAUGCUGGUGCCCUGGGCUUCAACAUCGUUGGGGGCCGGCCUUGUGAGGACCAACAGGACGGGACCUCCAGUGAAGGCAUCUUUGUGUCCAGGGUUGUAGACAGUGGACCAGCCGCCAAGGAUGGAGGCCUGCAGACACACGACCAGAUCAUUGAGGUCAACGGCAGGGACCUGUCUCGAGCCACACAUGAGCAGGCUGUGGAGGCCUUCAAGACGGCCACAGAGCCCAUCGUGGUGCAGGUGCUAAGGAGGACACCCCAUGCCAGGAUGCCCCUGCCCCCUACGGGGCGGCUGCUGGUGGACGCCGGCACCCAGACAGACAUCAGCUUCCAGUACCUGCUGGCCCUCAGCAAGCUGCCCAGCCUGGGCCCCUACCUCCUGCCUGAGGAGCAUCCCUCGGCCCCUGAGUUCUACGACCCCAGUGACUACUUGGGCGGCCUGCCACAUGACCUGGAGAGAGAGGAGUUGGAGCUGGAGGAGGUGGACCUGUUCCGGCUCAACAGCCAGGACAAACUGGGCCUCACGGUGUGCUACCGCACGGACGACGAGGACGACCUGGGCAUCUAUGUCAGUGAGAUCGAUCCGAAUAGCAUCGCGGCCAAGGACGGCCGCAUCCGUGAGGGGGACCGUAUCAUCCAGAUUAACGGGCUGGAGGUGCAGGACCGUGAGGAGGCCGUGGCUCUGCUCACCAGUGAGAACAGAAAUUUCUCCCUCCUGAUUGCGAGGCCAGAACUGCAGCUGGAUGAAGGCUGGCUGGACGAUGACAGGAAUGACUUCCUGGACGCGCUGCAGCUGGAGGAACUGGAGGAGCAGCACCAACAAGCCAUGCAGUUCACGGCCAGCCCGCUGUCCCAGAAGAGGCAGGAGGAAGACGGGGGCACCACGGACACGGCCACCAUCCUGUCCACGCAGCACGAGAAGGACAGCGGUGUGGGGCGCACGGACGAGAGCACCCGCAACGACGAGAGCUCGGAGCCCGAGCCCGCGGGCGGGGACGCGCUGGGCAGCGGCGACCUGGGCCCCGGGGCCGAGGCCUUGGCCGACGGCGCGGACGCCGAGGACCUGGGUAUCCCGGCCGCCGAGUGCGAGCGCUUCCGCCAGCUGCUGCAGCUCAAGUGCGGGGGCGCCCUGUGCGAGACGGCGGGGGACGCGGGCCGCAGCGACGCGGAGAGCGUGGACCGCGAGCUGGAGCUGCUCAACGCCGAGCUGCGCAGCAUCGAGCUGGAGUGCCUGAGCCUGGUGCAGGCGCACCGCGCCCGCGACGCCUGGACGCCCCCCGGCGGGGGCCCCGCACCGCGGCCCGCGCUGGCCGACAUCUGCGAGCUCCCGGAGCGGGGCGACAAGGACAGCUCGAGCGCCUACAAUUCGGGGGACAGCUGCCGCAGCACCCCGCAGGCGCGCGAGACCUCCCCGGACGGCUCGCUGCGCCGGCCCCAGCCCCAGCCCCAGCCCCGCGGCGCGCAGGCCCCGUCGGCCGCCCCGGCGCCCAGAGCCCCGCGCCCCGCCAGCCCCCCGGCCCCGCGGCGCGCGCAUAUCCCGGCGCAUGCGCAGCGCUACCGCAGCUACAUGCAGCUGGUGCAGCAGACGGCGGCCGUGGAGUACGCGCAGAGCCAGCUCAGCCUGGCCGGGGACGCGCACGGCCCGCUCGGGGGCGCGCGCGGCGACUGGAAGGUCAAGGUGCGCAGCGACGGUUCGCGCUACAUCACCAAGAGGCCCGUGCGCGACCGACUGCUGCGGGAACGCGCGCUGCGCAUCCGCGAGGAGCGGGGCGGGCUGACCACGGACGACGACGCGGCCAGCGAGCUCAAGCUGGGCCGCUACUGGAGCAAGGAGGAGCGGCGGCAGCACCUGGCGCGCGCUCGUGAGGCCCGGCGGCGGCGCGAGCAGCUGCAGCAGAGCCGCCUGGACGGACAGCGCGCACAGGACGGGCGCGGCGAGGCCAGCAUUCUGGAGCUCAGCCACAAGAAGAUGAUGCGGCGCCGCAACAAGAAGAUCUUCGACAACUGGAUGACCAUCCAGGAGCUGCUGGCUCACGGCACCAAGUCCCCCGACGGCGCCAGGGUGUCCAACGCCUUCCUGUCGGUGACCACAGUGUAGCCUGGGGGUGGAGGGAAGCUGCCGGUCAUUGUGGGGCCUAGGGUGCAGGGACUGGACCAGCAGCUGGG
This is a messenger RNA of Erinaceus europaeus (western European hedgehog), 2899 nucleotides long. RefSeq names its product E3 ubiquitin-protein ligase PDZRN3-like. Gene Ontology annotation, molecular function: protein binding; ubiquitin protein ligase activity. Gene Ontology annotation, cellular component: neuromuscular junction. Lineage: Eukaryota; Metazoa; Chordata; Mammalia; Eulipotyphla; Erinaceidae. The transcript has 10 exons. The record is from RefSeq and is a predicted model, not a curated record. Gene Ontology annotation, biological process: neuromuscular junction development; protein ubiquitination. Bases 90 to 2831 code for a protein of 913 amino acids.